AUGGACGAGCCCACGCCAACCGAUUCCGCGAUUGCCUUUGCACGCAGGACCUGGGCAGACGUACUGACUUCCAGGCUCAACGGCUUGGCAAAGGAUCAGCGCCAGGCGUUCCUCCGGCGCCGGCAGAGCAUCAACGCUUCGCCCAGGUCCACAAAUCGGGCAUGUUCGGCUUCACCCCGGUCAGCCAGCGUGGGCGGCCGGCGUGACGACGAAGAGGUGAGCACCCGCCACAUUGUGGACUUGGCGGCCCUGUACAAGCUGAUCACACGCGAUCUCAGGACCUUCAGCCAUGCCUCUCGCCUGCUGAAGCGUGCUGAGGGCACGGCGCUAGGCGUGCAGCUGAGUGUGCCCACACUCGACGCGCUGCGGCUCCGCUUUGCCGAGCUGGCCCCUGGCCACGCGCACCUCGGGGUCCCAGAUCCUGCUGACAGUGCCGCCACGGCCCGGCUGGAGCCGUCUCUGCGUGGUUUCAACCUCGAGGAGGCGGGGCCUCGCCUCGAAGCACGGCGCCGGCGCUUGGCCACGCAGCUUCUGGGUACGGCCUAUCCUGCGGAGCUCCAGAUUUUCGCACGCUUCGGUGUUCCGCCCAGCAUGCGUCGCGAGGUCUGGAGUUCCAUCAUGGGAGUCACCGAGUCGACUGGCACUGCAGCGCUGCAGACUGGCGGUUCCCGACGGCAGGAAGCUGCCAAAGGAAUCAACGAGUGGGAGUGGCUCACAGAUGACGUGCUGCGGCUUGAUGUGUCGGAACACUGCGCCAACGACGUUUCCUACUUCCCUUUCGAUGAGAUCGCCGAGGCUCUCGUGCUGGCGCUCAGUAGAGACCCGCAGAUCUCAUCCAUGUGCGAGAGCGGGCCACCGCAAGUACCAAUCGUGAUCCCUGCACCGGACUCCGCGGAUGCGACUGUGUCCAACGAAGUUUCGGAAGGCACGUUGACUGUCCCUCCCUCCGGCGUAGUGCCUUUCAAGGGUUUCUCCAACUACGCGUGCCCGUUUGCCUUCUUGGCAGACCGCCUGGAGACGGCCUACCCCUUGUUCCGGGCCUUUUACUGUCGAGUCCUUUGCAACUUGCACACAAUCUCGAAUCGGCCGGAGACGCUCUUGCAUCUCUGUGCCCUUUUCGAGUCACUUGCUGAAGCAACUGCCCCACGUGCGGCGCAGCACGUGAAGCAGUUGGCUGUGGACUCGGCGCCCUUGCGUUUUGCUUUCCACUGGAUAGUGACGGGCUUUGCGGGGUGCCUCCCCGCAGAGCAGCUGCUGCACCUUUGGGACCGUCUACUGGGUUUCGACUCCCCCGUCUUGGUGCCGAUCCUCGCGGCCGCCAUCUUCGCCUUCCGCGCCCGGCUCGUUCUCGGCGCCCGGCGUCUGGAGGAAGUGCAACUGCUUUUUGCAGACAUCUCGUGCAUCAAAGUUGUGCCACUGCUGCAGGCCUUCCUCUUCGGCGACGAGCUCGGUUCCGGUGCAGUGCUCGCCGCGCGGUGA
Symbiodinium necroappetens is the source of this 1479-nucleotide messenger RNA. The record is from the annotation of a GenBank genome assembly. Lineage: Eukaryota; Dinophyceae; Suessiales; Symbiodiniaceae.